This is a messenger RNA of Pelobates fuscus (common spadefoot toad), 1318 nucleotides long. RefSeq names its product taste receptor type 2 member 9-like. Gene Ontology annotation, cellular component: membrane. NCBI's taxonomy places the organism in Eukaryota, Metazoa, Chordata, Amphibia, Anura, Pelobatidae. The record is from RefSeq and is a predicted model, not a curated record. Gene Ontology annotation, biological process: sensory perception of taste; G protein-coupled receptor signaling pathway. The transcript has a single exon. Gene Ontology annotation, molecular function: G protein-coupled receptor activity; bitter taste receptor activity. The coding region runs from base 227 to 1252 and encodes 341 amino acids.
ACACACGCACACAGACACUUACUGAUAGACAUACACUCACUCAAUGACAAUGUUUCCUCACAUAAAGAGGAGCGUACAAGCGCUUGUCAGAUGAUGAAUGAGAAGGUCCAGCUGAAGCACAAAUCAUCUGCCUGUGUCUGCCUGUGUGGGGCCUUCCCAGAAUUUACUUAUAUUCAAAUACAGUAAAGGUUUGGCCCAUGUAAAUUCACGUUCCUUGUUCUAGUCUAUGACAGUUUAUUUCCGACAUCUCUCCAUGUACAAAGUUCACAGAGAUCUCAUUGCAUUGUGUGUCCUCUCAGCAUACGAGCGAAAGGAAAAGAGUCCCUUGCCCAUGGCUGAAUUUGGGAUUCCCAUCUCAGUUAUCCUGUUAUGUGAGAUAAUUCUUGGAAUAUUACUAAGCACCUUCAUUGUGUGUGUAAUCCUAAUGGACUGGGUGAAAGGGAUAAGGCCAAGUCCCUGUUAUCAGAUUUUGCUCUCCCUUGGCUUUUCCAACAUUUGUCACCCGUAUUUGAGUGGUCUUGAGGAUUUUGGAACCAUUAUGUUUCCAUGGAUUGAUUCUGUGACUUACUUUAAUAUUGUUAACAUUCUCGAUGCCAUUGUUCUCUUGUCCAGCUCGUGGCUAACGGCCUUGCUAUGUCUGUUCUACGCUGUGAAGAUCCUGCCUUUUAAGAGUGGCUUGCUUGGCCAACUAAAGAAGAACAUCAAUUCAAAGGUGCCCUCGCUAAUCCUAGCCACCCUUUCUAUAUCUCUCCUUAACAGUCUUUCUGUGAUUUGGGUAUUUGAUGACUUUUUUCCCAAGAAUAACAAAACUUCUGCCAUUGCUAACAUCUCCACAGAAGGCAACAUGAUUCAAACGAAUCCACAAAUUUUUGAUUUGGCUCUCAUUAUAAGCAUUGUAUUUCCUUUCUUGAUUGUGACAACAACAACAGUGAGCAUCGUCUGGUUCCUGUCCAUGCACACUCUUCACUUAAAGCAGAAUGAUGGAAUGAAUGAUGGAUCAGUUCUGAAGGUCCACAGAAAAGCAGCCAGGACAAUGCGGCUCCUCUUUUUUCUUUACGUUAUCUACUUCACUGCCGAGGUUCUCAUAGUGUUCAAUGCUCUAACUAAAAUGAGUACUGAGUACAUGGGAACUGUAAUAGUUCUGGGUGCUUAUUCUCCUAUUCAAUCUUUUAUUCUAAUCUCAAGAAACACCAGAUUGUCUCAAAGCAGCGUGAGACUCUACCAUUACAUGUUACGCAAAAAUAUAAAGUAAAUCAUAUUUUAUUUAUAGCAUACAGGAUCAAUAUCAAUACAUUAUGGGAUUUUCCUGUAACUUUGG